CAGCCUCCUCAAGAGCCCAGCAGCGAGAAUUCAGACAGCAGCAGUCAGUCUCCCCAGUUCCUGUUUCCGCCACGACUCGUCAAGCAUCCCUUUCGUUAAAACAUACGCGCUGUGGAGAUACAAGUACGCCAGUGCCAAAUCAAGGGGGAGGGAAUCCACGCAUGUCCCAGCUAAGCUUUUUAUAGGACACACAGUUUGGACCAGAAUCCCUUGCAGAGGCUCUCAUCAGAGCCGUCAGCUCUCUGAAGUGAAGUCUCAUAAGUGAAGUCUCAAGGGAUCUCGAAACCCUCCGCCCCUUCUCUGCGAGGGGCCGCUGCCAUGAUAUAACCUCCAAGCCUCUAAGUGCACACACAAGCAAGACCCAGCGACCCCCGACGUCCCCCUUCCACUCUGAAGGAGCCCUGUGGUGGUGCGCUGCCGCUGAGCUGAGUAUGCCUCAAACUCCCGUGUUGUGAAAGGAGAGUGUGCGCUGGGCAGCACUAGGCGCCAUGCGUCCGUGGACGGGCUCGUGGCGCUGGAUUAUGCUGGUGCUGCUGGCCUGGGGCACCCUGCUUUUCUACAUCGGGGGUCACCUCGUGAGGGACAGCGAGCAUCCGGAACGGUCCAGCAGAGAGCUCUCCAAGAUCCUGGCCAAGCUGGAAAGGCUGAAACAGCAGAAUGAAGAUCUGAGACGCAUGGCAGAGACUCUAAGGUUACCUGAAGGACAGGCCGAUGGUGGUCCCGGAGCCGUGGGUAAAUUACGCAACCUUGAAGAACAACUGAUCAGAGCUAAGGAGAAAAUCAACUCUUACCGCAGCCUCCCUGCUGAUGGUCCAGGAAAGGACCAGGAGGAGCUAAGGAGGAAGGUGGAGAAUGGCGUGAGGGAACUGUGGUAUUUUGUUCGCAGUGAGUUGAAGAAACUAGCACUGGUGGACACUGGAGCACUACAGAAACAUGUGGACACACUCCUGCAGGACCUUAGACACCAGCAGAGGUCCGUCAUGACAGACCUGUAUCAUCUGAGCCAGGUGGACGGUGCUGGAGAUUGGAGAGAGAAAGAAGCUAAAGAACUGUCUGACCUAGUACAGAACAGAAUCACGUACCUACAGAACCCUCAGGAUUGCAGCAAGGCUCGCAAGCUGGUGUGUAACAUCAAUAAGGGUUGUGGUUAUGGCUGCCAGCUGCAUCAUGUGGUCUACUGCUUCAUGAUUGCCUAUGGCACACAGCGCACCCUCAUACUGGAGUCGCAGAACUGGCGCUACGCCACCGGCGGAUGGGAGACUGUUUUUAAACCCGUUAGCGAGACUUGCACUGACCGCACGGGGGCCUCCACUGGACACUGGUCUGGUGAAGCAAACGAUCGGGAUGUUCAGGUCAUCGAGUUGCCGAUCGUGGACAGCCUGCACCCUCGUCCCCCGUACCUGCCCCUGGCCAUCCCUGAAGACCUUGCGGACCGGCUUCAGAGGCUUCAUGGGGACCCACCUGUGUGGUGGGUGUCUCAGUUUGUCAAGUACCUGAUCCGCCCUCAGGCUUGGCUGUUAAAGGAAAUGCACACACACCAUUCUUACUUUAUUCAGCCACCCAUCCUUACACUCACACAUAGACACAUAAUGGUUGGGGUGCAUGUGCGCCGGACAGAUAAGGUAGGGACGGAGGCGGCAUUCCACCCCAUAGAAGAGUACAUGGUGCAUGUUGAGGACCACUACCAGAGUCUGGCCCAGCGCAUGCAUGUGGACAAGAAACGGGUUUACCUCGCCACUGAUGACCCCUCUCUACUGCAGGAGGCCAAGUCUAAGUAUCCUGAUUAUGAAUUUAUUAGUGAUAAUUCUAUUUCAUGGUCGGCUGGGCUGCACAACCGCUACACUGAAAACUCUCUGAGAGGAGUCAUCCUGGAUAUCCACUUCCUCUCCAGGACCAACUUCUUAGUGUGCACCUUCUCUUCACAGGUGUGUCGAGUGGCCUACGAGAUCAUGCAGACACUCCACCCAGACGCCUCCUCCUUCUUCUAUUCCCUCGAUGACAUCUACUACUUCGGUGGGCAGAACGCCCACAACCAGAUCGCUAUCUACCCGCACCAACCACGCAAAAGCGACGACAUCCCGCUUGAGCCUGGAGAUGUGAUCGGCAUUGCGGGCAACCAUUGGGAUGGAUAUUCCAAGGGCAUCAACCGCAAAACAGGCCGCACAGGCCUCUACCCCUCUUAUAAAGUCAAAGAGAAGAUUGAGACAGUGAAGUAUCCCACAUACCCAGAAGCGGACAAACUUCUUAAGACGCCGUAGAUUGAGACAAAGACAGUGCAAAUACUCUUGUUUAUGAAAUGAGGAAACCCUGGACCACCCGUAUGGGAAUGCACUUUGUGUGUGAGUGUGUAUGAAUGUGUUCAUGUAGGUGUGUCGGUGUGUGUUGUCUAGGGGUUCUUCACAGGGUUUUGGGACACCUUCCUAACUCUGGUGCUUGGACUUGGAGUCUCCCUGAAAUGGCAAUCAGGGUUGUGGAAGACAAAAAAAACAAAGAGGAUGAACUCAAGGCAACAGAAACGGAAGGCACUGUACUGUAGGUACUUUCUAAUUAAUCUCCGGGUAAUGAAGGGAACUGAAUAUGUUUAUUUAAGAACACAACUGGAAGAAGUGACUUUGCAACUCCAAACCGAUCAUGACAAAGGAAUCAUAAACCCGGGUUACUCUCGUCCUCCUAUGCUCUUAUACCUCCUUGUGCACAAUGAUGGCAUCCUUUACUUUAGCCUCACUCAACUCGUUUCUCUCAUGCCAUCACUACGCCAACUGACACUUCUCUUCACACCCAUGAGCUAUUAAUUUCCACUGCCAUACUGUGCUUUUAAAUGUGACUUAUGCUGUUUUUAUUUUCAUUGUAAGGUUUAUCAUGUGUUUGUGUGUGCGGAUUGGAAAACGGUGCCUAUCAGGGCGAUUGACUCACUUUUACGGGACGAGUUUUGACUCUGGAGCCUUAUGGACCAGCCUUUCCAUGCAGAUUUACACUCCUCCCCUCCUUUCUACUUAGUGUCUUAUCCACAGCCAUGUGUCCAUCAUGUUUUUUAAGGGAUCAUUUCAUGUUAUUACAUUUUAAAAUACAAAACAUAAGAAAAUGUCACUUAAUAUGAAGAUAAUGAUACUAAUAUUAUUAAUAAUGAUGAUGAUGGUAAGAGAAAGAAUAAUUAUGGUAACAAUGACACUUGCUGUCAUUAUACAUUUUAGUUAAUCAUGAAGGAGUUGUUCAUUGUUUUAUGUUU
Molecule: messenger RNA, 3226 nt
Organism: Sinocyclocheilus anshuiensis
Lineage: Eukaryota; Metazoa; Chordata; Actinopteri; Cypriniformes; Cyprinidae
Product: alpha-(1,6)-fucosyltransferase-like
Exons: 11
Coding region: 489-2258 (589 amino acids)
Biological process (GO): protein N-linked glycosylation
Cellular component (GO): Golgi cisterna membrane
Molecular function (GO): glycoprotein 6-alpha-L-fucosyltransferase activity; protein binding
Source: RefSeq, a predicted model, not a curated record